GAAAACCUCCAGUUUUAAUUUCAAUUUUCAAUGUCACUUCAUUGGCUGUGAAAAACUUGAUAAAUAUUUUAACCAUGUUGUUUAUUUAACUUAGCUUUACCGAUCAAAGUGCAAUUAGAUAAGACAUUUACUAGAAAGUAGUUUAUUCUGUGUAUGUUGUUAGCAUAUUGAAAAUGGCAGAAUAUGGUAAAUUCGGUCCUUUAAUCGGAGCAAUUGAUGAAGGAACCUCGAGUGCGAGAUUUAUUAUAUUUAAAGCUAACUCAUGUGAGGUAGUGGCGGUGCAUCAGAAGGAGUUGGAACAAUGUUUUCCCCAAGAAGGAUGGGUCGAACAGGAUCCCAAUGCGAUCUUGGAAGUGGUUAUCACUUGCAUAACAAAAGCUGUGGAGAAACUCGUGGCCUUAGGCGGAAAACCGAAGGAUAUAAUCGCUGUGGGUGUAACCAAUCAAAGGGAGACUACAAUUGUCUGGGAUAGAUUUACCGGGAAACCACUUCAUAAUGCCAUUGUAUGGCUAGAUAUGAGAACUUCAUCCACAAUAGACAAACUACUGGAUUUGGUGCCUAACAAGACAAGAAAUAAAAAUUACUUAAAGCCAUUAUGCGGUCUGCCCAUGUCACCGUACUUCAGCGCUGUGAAACUGAGAUGGUUGAGCGACAAUGUGGACGCGGUGAAACAGGCCAUGAAGAAGGGAUCCUGCUGCUUCGGAACUGUCGAUACCUGGAUCAUAUGGAACUUAACAGGAGGCGUUAAUGGCGGCAAGCAUAUCACGGAUGUCACGAAUGCCUCACGAACUAUGCUCAUGAACAUUGAAAAUUUAACCUGGGAUCCUCUUUUAAUGAAAUUUUUCGAAGUGCCAAAAUCGGUCCUACCAGAAAUUAAGUCGAGCUCCGAAAUAUACGGCUACAUAUCUGAUGGACCUAUCCGUGGCGUACCGAUAUCCGGCUGUCUCGGUGAUCAGCAAGCUGCCUUAGUCGGGCAGAUGUGUCUACAGCAGGGGCAAGCGAAGGCCACGUACGGAACCGGUUGUUUCGUCCUCUACAACACCGGCGACAUUCGCGUCAAUUCAAACCGGGGCUUGCUGACUACAGUGGCCUACCAGUUGGGGAGUCAAAACCCGCCUUGUUACGCUUUAGAGGGAUCGGUUGCGAUCGCCGGUGCCGCUCUGGGCUGGCUCCGAGACAACAUCGGACUGUUGGAUAGUGCCAACGACUCUCAACAAAUAGCGGAGAAAGCAACAGAGAACGGCAGUGUUGUUUUCGUUCCGGCAUUUAGUGGACUGUACGCUCCUUAUUGGAGACAAGACGCCAGGGGUGUAAUAUGCGGAAUAACGGAAGAUACGCAUUCAAAUCACAUCGUGAAAGCUGCCUUAGAAGCCGUCUGCUUUCAAGUGAGAGACAUAUUGGAUGCGAUGAACGAAGACUGCGGUAUACCUUUGCAGUUGCUUAAGGUCGAUGGCGGUAUGACUUCGAACGCGCUGGUAAUGCAAAUGCAGUCUGACUUGAUAGGCAUUAACGUUAUCAAAGCAGGUUUCACUGAGAGCACUGCUCUGGGCGCUGCCCUAGUCGCCUACUGGGGCCUGGACAGCAACAGAAUGGCAUCGCAGAUCGCUAUGUCCACUGGCAUCACCUACAUGCCAAAGAUAAGUGACGAUGAGAGGGAUAUGAGAUAUAAACAGUGGAAAAUGGCGGUAGAGAGAUCAUUGGGGUGGGAGCAAAACUGAGUGUUAAGGUACAAAUUUAAUAAUUAUACAUCGAUCAGGACAAAUAUCACACAAAGGCUGAAUUAAAUGCUAUCCACAAAUGUAUAUAUACGAAUUGUGAUUGGAAAUGAUUUUAUACAAAAUAUUUUUUAUUACAUUUAUACAAACCUAAAGGGAAAUUAUAAUUCAACGAAUUUUCAUCCUGCUUUAACUACCAAUUUCAUAAACAUAACAGUUAGUCAAAUCGUAAAGCUUGAUAUGUUUAAUGUACU
This is a messenger RNA of Vanessa tameamea, 1969 nucleotides long. RefSeq names its product glycerol kinase (gene Gk1). NCBI's taxonomy places the organism in Eukaryota, Metazoa, Arthropoda, Insecta, Lepidoptera, Nymphalidae. Gene Ontology annotation, molecular function: glycerol kinase activity. Gene Ontology annotation, cellular component: mitochondrion. Bases 174 to 1718 code for a protein of 514 amino acids. The transcript has 8 exons. The record is from RefSeq and is a predicted model, not a curated record. Gene Ontology annotation, biological process: phosphorylation; triglyceride metabolic process; glycerol metabolic process.